AUGCCUCGAACCUCCAAGGCCUCUGCCCGUGCGCCGCCACUACUUCCCUCCAAGAUAUUUGUCCUCGAUAACGGUGGCUACAGCAUAAAGGCUGGCUUCGCGCCUUCUAAGUCGCUCACAGACACCGAGAUCCUCUCCAACUGUCACAACAUCCCCAACGCCCUGGUUCGCACCCGGGAGAAGAAAACCUAUGUUGGGGCUCGAUCUGAGGAAAUAGCACAGUGGAGUGAAGCACUAUUUCGUCGUCCAGUCGAGAAUGGCCAGGUUGUUAGCUGGGAAGCCCAGAAAGAGAUAUGGGAUCAAUCAUUCUUCGACGAGCGGACGGCUGGACAAGAUACUCUGAUAAAGAGCCCAGACGAGACCACCUUGAUCUUUACAGAACCUCCCAACUCGAUGGCUGCCUUACAAAAGAACGCCGAUGAGAUCAUCAUGGAAGAAUGGGGUUUUGGGGGUUAUUCUAGGGUCAUUGGUCCGUCUCUCAAUGCAUACAACGACCUGCAUCCGAUAUUUGAAACCAGUUCGGACUCGGCGAUGAGCUCCAUUGAUCAGCUACCUAUGGAAUGUCUCCUGCUCUUGGACUGUGGCUACAGUCACACCACUGUAACUCCACUAUUCAAUGGACGACCACUACACCGUGCCAUCCGACGUCUCGACUUUGGCGGAAAACAUCUGACGAACCUAUUGAAAGAGACGAUCUCAAUACGCCAUUUUGAUCUACACCAAGACACAAAAAUUGUCAACGACAUCAAAGAAGACGUCUGCUUCGUUAGUGAAGACUUCAAAGCCGAUCUCGAGAAGACUUGGAGGGGCAACAAAAGCCGCGAGAAAUCUAUUGCCUCAAAGGACAAAGAUGGGGAUUUUAAUAUGAGCGCGAAACCUGGUGAUGAUGAAAUUCGGAUUGAUUACGUUCUGCCUGAUGGAGUUCAUCUUCUCCGCGGCUUCUCCCGACCCCACAAUGCAAAGCUUGCUGCUCAAAAACGCAAGCAAGCUGCCCUCUCCGGCGCGGCUUUGCACGAGUCUGAGAUCGCCAUGACGCUUGGGAAUGAACGCCUCUCUAUACCCGAGAUUCUCUUCUCGCCCUCGGACAUUGGAUCGAAACAGCCAGGGCUUCCGGACAUCGUGCUGCAGUCUCUCAGUGUUCUGCCCCCUCUGGUGCAAGCUACAAUGCUAAGUAAUGUACUUGUAGUGGGUGGAAGUGCUAAACUUCCGGGCCUAGUCGCGCGCCUCGAAGCUGAGUUACGCAGCCGCAUCAGAAGUGAAUGGCAAAUCCGGGUGAGGGCAAUGCAAGAUCCGAUCACAUCCACGUGGUUGGGUGGUGCCAGAAUGGCAAGCAAGUUCCCCAGCGUUGUACGGGAAUACGGUGUUACCCGAGAGGAAUACCUUGAGCACGGAAGUGCUUGGACAUCACGACGCUUCCUAAAUGGAGGUUCUGGGAAAGGCCCCUGA
Molecule: messenger RNA, 1446 nt
Organism: Exophiala bonariae
Lineage: Eukaryota; Fungi; Ascomycota; Eurotiomycetes; Chaetothyriales; Herpotrichiellaceae
Exons: 2
Coding region: 1-1446 (481 amino acids)
Cellular component (GO): Swr1 complex
Molecular function (GO): nucleosome binding
Source: RefSeq, a predicted model, not a curated record